AGUUGAAAGCCUUUAGGAGGAGGAGGUUCUCGUUGCUUGUGCGGUUCGCGGGAAAACGUCCCGAAAACAAAUCGAGCAACUUCGGACGCAGUUUUGAACGCAACGCGGUGUCAUAUAACCGUUUAACACGCCGCGGACGUUGGGUAGCUCCAGGCUAACAACGGCGCUAGUCUGAACGCGCGGUGACGGUUGCCAGUGACAGCGGCGCGUCGGAGGAGGACUCGGGACUGAUCGGAGAGAUGGCGGAAAGACCCGAAGACCUGAACCUGCCCAACGCCGUCAUCACACGCAUCAUCAAGGAGGCGCUCCCAGACGGGGUGAAUGUGUCGAAAGAAGCCAGGAGAGCCAUUUCCCAAGCUGCCAGUGUGUUUGUGUUGUACGCAACGUCCUGUGCGAACAACUUUGCCAUGAAAGCCAAACGGAAAACUCUCAACGCAGGCGACGUUUUGGCCGCGAUGGAGGAAAUGGAGUUUGAGAGAUUCCUGGAGCCGCUCAGAGAAGCCCUGGAAGUGUACAAGAAGGGCCAGAAGGGAAAGAAGGAGGUGUCUGAGCAGAAACGUAAAGACAAAGAGAAGAAGACCGACUCUGAGAACGACAAGAGCAGGGAGGAGGAAGAGGAGGAGGAGGAGCGCAUGGAGGAGGAGCCUGAGGCUGAGAACGACGCCGAGGAGGAGGAGGUGGAGAACUGAGGAAGCACCGGCGCCCACGGACGAUCAAAUGCACUCCCACCACAAGCCGGGAGGGCGUGGUGCGUUUAAGUGACGCUCGGUCAUCAUAGAGCCACCAUGUCGAUACAUCCUGGUUCACGGUGCAGCGGGAUGAGUUCUCAGAGGAGGUCAGGGGUUACGUUAAUAACUUCUUUGUGCAGCUGCUGUCUUCAACGAAAACAAACCAUGAGUCGAACUACAUCGUGCACUUCCUGAUCUUUGUCAAUUUUUUCAUCUUUUUUUUGUAUAUUUGUCACCUUUUGAUAUAAACACUGUUCUUGACCGUUAACGAUACACAGUAGUUAGUGUGUGUCGGCAGAAAGUUAAUUAGCUGAUUACACUUUGGUUAAUAAGCUUCUCGAUCAAUUUACCACUGGAAGGAUUGAGAACAUAGGCGGUAGUUUGACCUGUGUCCAGUUAGAUGAAACUGUUUGAUAGUCGCAUUGUUACACCUUCAAAAUAUCAAAUAUAAACAAAAGUUCCUCAAAUGCUUAACAAAAUACAAAAGGCCCUGUGAACACCUGACACCUUGGGUGAUAAUAUCACAAUAGAACAGCUUGAAGUACUUCAGUUAACAGCUGGCAUUCAAAAACGUUUCCUCUCUUUAUGCAAAUUAACACGUACAUCAUUUUCUAAUCUAAUCUCUGCAAAAACUACAGAUUUGUCGUUUUAAUCUGGAGGCAGCCAUGCAGUUUUUGGUCUUUAUCUGCCAAAAAUUUAAAGGACGAAUACCGACCGACUGGUAAAAUAUCUCAAUGUCUCCUGAAAUAUUCAGACGUCAUGAACGAAGCCAGCUUACUUGAUUUGAGAACAAACUGGAGAUGAGGAAAAAUGAGGAACAAAGAGUAAACCGCGGCUUCAAGGACGUGUUUUUCUGUUCCAUCCUCAUCGGGGACACAUAAGCGUUUACGCCACAAAAGAUACUCGGUGCUGGUAGUUUACACUAGUAAUUAUCACUGUCCACUUGUGAUUGAAGACUUGCAUUAAAGCCAGGCGUAAACAGGGUUAUAAGGUCUAAACGGUAAAAUGUAGAUCUAAGUCGGGAAGUGAUUGUUUGAAGAAAAAUAAAUCAAAACUGACUUGAAAUUUGGUUCUAGCUUUGAAUUAAGCAUCUCUGUUAUGUUUCUGGAUUGUACUGUAAAAAAGGUGUUUUCUCCUGUGCUCUUACAUGUACUGUUUAUCAAAAUACUAGACACAAAUACCAAGCGUUGAACAGCUUAACACUU
Messenger RNA from Anoplopoma fimbria (sablefish), 1933 nucleotides. RefSeq names its product polymerase (DNA directed), epsilon 3 (p17 subunit) (gene pole3). Gene Ontology annotation, molecular function: protein heterodimerization activity; chromatin DNA binding. NCBI's taxonomy places the organism in Eukaryota, Metazoa, Chordata, Actinopteri, Perciformes, Anoplopomatidae. The transcript has 4 exons. Gene Ontology annotation, cellular component: epsilon DNA polymerase complex; CHRAC. Gene Ontology annotation, biological process: DNA damage response; heterochromatin formation; leading strand elongation. The record is from RefSeq and is a predicted model, not a curated record. Bases 240 to 689 code for a protein of 149 amino acids.